CCUUCCAUUUCACUGAGGCAAGGAUUUUUCCUUUGACGAACUGUUCUAAGAAUACCAUAGUUUUAAAUAUUGUUAUAUUUUGUAUUUUUAAUUUAAAACUAAAAUGUGGUUCUAACUAAAAUAAUAAUAUUUCUAGAAUUAUUUAUUAAAUCGUUGAAUCUUAAAAAUGAACGAAGAAAUGGAAAAAUGUAUUCUUCAAAACAUUCCUUGGACAAAACUACCAGGAUCUAUUAAACAGUGUGUUGGAAAUUCGGCAAAAGAGUAUAAAAAAUGUAUAUCCGUGUAUAGUAUUAAAAACCAACUACGAUAUAAAGGGAAUUUAGUUAAAACUGUUAUAAAAAAUGAACAAAUUUACUACGAAGAUUUAAUGACAUACAGCAGAGAAAAUUUGAUGCUUUAUCCCUAUCAUUUAUCAGAUGUUAUUGUUAAAGGCUUAAGAAUUACACCAUUCCAAUUUUAUAUAUCAAUAGUUAUUCAUGUAAUGGAAUCAGAUAAAAGUUAUGAUUCUAUACCAAACUUUACGGCAGUAGAUUGUUUGCGGCUUUUAGGAAUUGGACGUAAUGAGUAUAUUGAAUUAAUGAACCAAUGUCGCACAAAAAAUAAGAUGUUUAGAAGAAAACAUGAAAUACGGCCAAUGUUACCACCUCAACCGAUAGACAUUAAUGUAGAUUCGUGGUGGACAGUCGAUAUUGGUUGUCUGUAUGAAGAUGACAUUAAGGCAAUCAAUGAUACAGAAAAAAAAAUUAUAGAUUUUAUUAUUGAUAAUGGACAACAACUGGCCGGAACUUUAGAUUACUACAUACUUCAAAGUCUCUACAAAAAAGGACUUGUAUACUUUGACAUACCUAUACACGAUGAUGAUUACAUAAUAGUAUCAACACUUGGCGGUUUUGUUAUGAAUAGGGUUCUUGGAGACAACUUUGAAAAUCUCUUGUAUAAAAUUUUUGUCUCUAUAGACGAACACACUUCAGUUAGUGAAUUAGCUACAAUUCUAGAAAUUGAAUUGGAGUCUGUAAAAAAUGCCGUUUCCUUAUUUUGUCGACUAAAAAUUGCUCAAAAGAAAAAUCUUAAGGUAUGUUCAGACCAUUCUUCUUGGUCACAUUUAAAAAGCAUACCAAACUUAGUUAAUAUGGAAUCGGGGCCAUUACCAUUAGUAGAUAAGCUUUCUACGGUAAUACCUAAUUAUCCAGAAAAUUAUGAAUUAUCCCCUGACAAGAGCAUUACAGAAAAAAGGAUGGCUUUUUUGUUUGAUUCAACACUUACUGCUUUUUUAAUGAUGGGUAACCUUUCUCCUAGUCUUAAAGAUCAUGCUGUCACAUUGUUUGAAGCAGGUAAACUUACAGACGAGGGACUAAAUGCUUUUUUAGAAGAACUAGAUAAAGUAGCUAUUGGUUAUAAUGCUGGUAGUUGUGUUUUUGGAAAUGAAACACCCAGUGCUGGCGAAAGCGAAGGUGAAGCAAGGCGAUAUUUCGAACAUGCUUUAACUCUUAGAAGUACUGUAAAAACGUUGAGGUCAGAAAAUUGUCCUGGCAAACUUGAUCUUAUUCGAUGGGAAAGUCUUAAAUCACUAUCUGCCGAUACAUGUGUUAGAUUUUUAAAAAAAAAUUACAACUUGAUGUUGUCAAUGGCACCUCUCAAUAAAGAAACACCUCUAUUAUCUUCUCCCAAGUUACCACACGUUGGCCCUCCAAUACCUGAAGUAAAUUCAGUUUGGUUUAAACUUUAUUUGUAUCAUAAAACAACGUAUGGACCUCCAUCGUUACUAUUGACCAGAGGUGUACGUUUAUGGAAUGUUCCAAAAAUGUUUAGACAUUGUUCUAAAGUUAUGGUAACAACUUGGGGACACGAUCCUCAUUUUAUACCAAUUGAAAACCUUAUAACUAUUGUGAAUGAUACGUUAAAAGAAUCACCAAUUCUUAUACAAGCGUGUAACCCAAAUACCUGUGUAAUUCCGUUUCCAAAAAUUGAUAGUUUAAAAAAUGAUUAUUCAUUUUUAUAUGAAGAAAAAGUAAUUACAAUGUUAUCAAAAAUUGUUAAUAUUGAAAAUACUUGUGGUUACAUUACAUGUGCAACAGUACCAACUAAACAUGAGAAAGUAAUGAAUAUUGAACAACACACAAAUCCUACACUGAUUUUUCAAAAAAAUGGUGUCUCUCUUUUAAAAGAAGAACUAGAAAAACUUAAUGAUGUACAUUGUACAAAAAAAACACUGAAUUUAGAGUCAGUUUAUGAACAGCCAAAGUGGACAUUACUGGACUGUUGUUUUGGUUUGCCAUUAUUCAAUUCCGAUGUUAAUAAAAAUAUUUGUAAAUAUAUUCUUGACAAUCAAAUGUGGAAAGAUGAAAAUGUUACCAAACUCGUAGAGGCAAAUGAGCUGUUGGCCAAAGAUUUACUACAAUUUAUAGACUUAUUUCAGGAUUCUAAUAAGGAUUAUGAAGAUGUUCUAUCAUUUGACAAGGCGUCUAUAGCAUGGCCAGUAGACUGUUUAGUAUUUAAGAAUGGAGAAUUAACAGAAUGGAAAUAAGCCUUUAUUUGAUUUUUGUAGUCAAGAAACUAGUUUUACAAGCAAAUACUUACAUUCAUGGAUUGCAAUUAUAUAAUUAGACUAAGAAGAACGAAGAAAGUAUAAUGAAGAACAGUCUUAUCAAUGAAAUCAAUAUAAACGCUAUUUACUUUAUAUAAACCCAGUAGAUUGUAUAACGUGCAUUUAAUAAUAUUU
Messenger RNA from Adelges cooleyi (spruce gall adelgid), 2719 nucleotides. Its product is annotated as protein FAM91A1. The transcript has 16 exons. The coding region runs from base 167 to 2524 and encodes 785 amino acids. The record is from RefSeq and is a predicted model, not a curated record. Lineage: Eukaryota; Metazoa; Arthropoda; Insecta; Hemiptera; Adelgidae.